Hirsutella rhossiliensis is the source of this 3684-nucleotide messenger RNA. Its product is annotated as PIF1-like helicase domain-containing protein. Bases 1 to 3684 code for a protein of 1227 amino acids. Gene Ontology annotation, biological process: DNA repair; telomere maintenance. The record is from RefSeq and is a predicted model, not a curated record. Lineage: Eukaryota; Fungi; Ascomycota; Sordariomycetes; Hypocreales; Ophiocordycipitaceae. Gene Ontology annotation, molecular function: DNA helicase activity. The transcript has 13 exons.
AUGAAGGAGAGGCUGUCUAACGAUCAGACGUGGUGUACGCCAAUACCGCACGACAGGAAGGUGUCGACGGUGCGGGAUUUUUAUCAGGCGUUCCACGAUGCGAGCACGUUGCCGAUACGGACCUGCAUGACAGCUACCGCAAGCGGACUCACGCUGGUCGAAGAGAAGCUCGUCUCGCUCAACUCCUGCUAUGGGCACGUCAAGGGCCACAUCACAGUGUUUCCCAACAACGUGCAGGAGCUGGCGACCAGGUGCUCCCGCACCCCUUUGCAAGCACUGGACGAGAUCCACGUUUCGUGGCAGGGCGUGGAGAAGCCGGCACCGAGCGACCUGUCGAGUCUCUUGUCGGUGAGGCGGCGGGUCGUCGAGAGGGCUCUUGUUUGGCUGAAGAGGAGCAACCCCCACUACGCCGAGAUCGAGAUCGACGUGGCGGAGAUGGAGAGUUGGGGAGACCCGAUAGACGGGGUGCCGGCCUUGGUGUAUGAUCGCAUGGAGCGGAACGAGCCGUCCGCAUGGGAGAAAACGCGGACGGCGCACGUUGUGCCGCCCACGGAGCGCGCCAUGGACGACGAGGGGUCGGUGGAGAUCGAGGAACUCUUCGCUCUGCUCAACCAAAGGCAGGAAACGGGAGGCGAGGCUGAAGGGCACGGGCCCAACGAAGAAGGCGCGGGUCGUGAUGGAGUUGGUGCUAGCCCCGAUCAGAACGUUCGACCAAUCAACGAGCUGCGGUUUGCCUGUGACGCUGUUGGCGCAGGUGCCGACGACGGCCGCGCGGGCCCGAGAACGCUGGCCGAAGAGGCCAUAGCCGAGGCGGGAAGGCCCUUACCAACUUGCGAGGCACCGGUAGAGCUGCUGAGGCAGGCGGCAGCGGGAGACAUCGUAUCCUCCCGAAGCUUGAACCUCCGGAUUUGGGCCGACAUCGUGCUCCGGCGCCAUGGUGGCCGGUUUGCGUUGCACCACAUAUUUGCAUUUCUCGUCUUCAACAUGGGGGUGCGGUCGAGGAACCGCCGCGUCAGCAUGCUGAGUGUGGCGAGGAAGGACUUCGGCAAGGUCGAGCGCGUUGCCCGCUCGAUGACCGCGCAAAGGAGCUUCUCAGGAGCCUCUCGCUGUACGGCCACCGGCAACCCAUGUCGAGAGGUUCGGCUCAAUAUGCGGCGGAAAAUCCAGUCGCUCAUCGUUGGCUACGGCGUUCCGGCCAUCUGGUUCACCAUCAACCCAAACGACAUUACGAACCCGGUGAAGCUGCGACUGGCGGCAUAUCGGACACGCGAUCCCGGCGCGGCCGAGGAGUUCCUAGAAGGCCUUGGGAGUGCGUACAAGCGGACAAGGCUGGCCAUGUCCGAUCCGAUGAGCGCCGCCGUAUUCUUCCACCGGGAGAUGAAGCUGUUCUUCGAUCAUUACGUGAAGGUCGGAGAAGAGUCGGUAUUCGGGCGCAUCGGCAAGUACUAUGGCGCUGUGGAGACCAACGAACGAGGGGCGCUUCAUGUUCACGGCUUGCUCUGGUUGCACGGAAACGCGCAUCUCAGCUCGAUGCUUGCCGACAUCCACGGGGAGGAUCAGGCGGCGUAUCGCGAGCGAAUCAUACGAUACGUCGAUAGUGUCUUCUCCGAGGAUCUGGAUCAGGAAGGGUUCUGCGCCGUGCAAGCGGAGCGAUCUAUCCGGAGGACUCACAGCAUGGUCAAUCGAUGGAACAAGGCUAUCGCUGUUGGGCUCCGGCACAACCACGACAUUUCCUUCAUUGCGACGCAGCGCAAGACCAUGGCCCUUAUGUAUUAUGUCACGAACUACGCGACGAAGGUGGAGGACCCGGUGUGGAAGUGUGGCGGCCGCGGCCGAUCUCCUGGCCGCCUCAACGGGACGCGACAGUUCUUGAUGAGGGUGGCGAAUCGUGUGUUCACGGAGCGUCCGCUAUCUCAGGUCGAGGUCGUCGCUCAUCUUCUUGGAUAUCCGGCCGAGUUCACCAACAGCAGCGCCUGGGCGUACCUGAACACAUCUCUGCUGUACUGGGAAGUCUUUCGACGGUGGCCGUAUCUCCGACGAGCAAGUGGCGCGGCGGCCAUAGAUGAUACUCUGGAUGAGUCGGUGCUCAGGCGGCCGGGCAAGCAUGCUACCGUCUGCCUCGAUGGCUACCUGAGCAAGGACUUCGGCCACAACGACGACGAGGAGUCGUGCCACCGGAGGGCAGCCGUGCAGCAUCUUGCGCUAUUUGUGCCGUGGGAGUCCUUUCUGUGCGAAGAAACAGGUGAGAUCAAUAGCAUCUGGGAGCGGGCGCGAGAGGCGCUGGCCCCGAGAAUAUCAUGUCUCGUCGACAACGUGCAGCUGCUUCGACGAUCAGCCGAAGACGCAAAGCGCGACGCCAAGCAAUGGGCGGCCUCAUCCGGCGAUGGCGAUUCCACGGUCGCCCACGUCGAGGAGGGCGAGACAGGCGAGGCGGGCGCAGAAUUUGCAGCGACGUAUCGGUCCAACAACAUCGGAGACGCAACGCGCCUGAUCGACGUCGUCCGAGGCGCAGUGGGCACGAAUCAGGUGACGGCCAAGUCGCCGGAGCUCAUGGCAAUGAUGCGGCAGCUCUGUCGAUUCCAGCAAUCGGCGCUCUGCUCAACGGCCGAGCUCGAGGCCAUCGCGAUUCCCGAACAAGGGUUGAGGUGCAUAAGCAUGCCAGGGCGGGUAUUUUCCGGGGCCGCACUACCGCCGCAGGAUCAGGUCAAGGCUAUCAAGUCGCAGCAGAUAAAUCAACGGCAUCACGAUCCACCCGCCUGCGGGUUCACUAAAGACCAAGGGGCGGGCGGCGCGAACACAGCCAAGGACCUUGACGGGGUGCGGCUGACAAAACGGGCGGAGCGGUUCAUCCACGGCCAGUCUCGGAUGGACUGGCAGGAGAAGGACGUGCUUGUCAUCGACGAGGUGAGCAUGCUCGGAGCGCGGACGCUGCACGCCAUAAACGAGCGACUCUGUCGGCUUCGCGGAUCGCAGAAAGAUUUCGGGGGGAUCCCCAUCGUCCUCUUCUGCGGAGACUUUCAGCAGUUCCGGCCGGUCCAAGAGAGGUCGAUCGUCCUGCCGAGCGCGGCCAUCUCGUGGGACGUAGACAACUCGUUCAAGGCCGAGCAGCGGCACCAGCACGACAAAGCGCACGCGCUGUGGAAGAGAUUCACGACGCGGAUCCGGCAGGGUGUGCAGGACCGCACGGAUCUGGACCUCCUCAACUCAAGGUGCUACCGCGAGGGCAGGCGGAUCCCUUGGGAGACUGGCAUCACCGUGGUGACGCCGCUGAACAGGAAUCGGUGGAACCUAAACAUGGAGGCAAGCUUGGCGUUCCGGGUCCAGCAGCGGUCGACGAUGCGCAUCUUCAUCUCCGAGCACAAGUGGAAGGAGGGCCUGCCGACCGAGGAAGAAGCGAUCAUGAUACUCAAUCAAGGCGACGAUAGCGCGAUCCCCGUGCCGGCCGUCUUCAUGUUCGUGGCCGGGAUGCCGGUCGUCGUGAACCACAACACCCAUCAGGGGCUGAAGCUGGUGAACGGCGCCGGCUACUCGGCGGUGGAGGUCAUUGUCGACAAGGCGUCCCCAGGGCAUCGAAUCUCGUCCGACAUGACGAUCCACUUCGGCCGCCGGCGGGGAUAUUACUGGAAUCGGCGACGACAAAGGACCUCCACUUCGUCGGGAUGCCGCCGGGCACGAUCUUGUUAA